AUGAAGAAGACACUUCUGCUCGUCUUCAUCCACGGCUUCAAAGGCUCCGACCACACGUUCCAUCAAUUCCCUCAAGAGCUGGUUAAACUCCUGUCGCAGGCGCUGCCCAAGAUUAAUGUCCUGAGCGUUCAGUACCCGCAGUAUGAGACACGCGGCGACCUGCGCGACUGCGUUGCCAAGUUCAAGGAAUGGCUUCAGAACAAGACUAUUGAUUUGGAGGUUGCCAAUCGGACUCCCUCGCCAACCGUAGAUCCAUCCGUCCAUAUUAUACUUGUUGGACAUUCCAUGGGCGGAAUCGUCGCGGCGGAGACUUUGCUCAGCAUCGCCCGCGACGAGCCAGUCCCAUCGUCCUAUGCGAACGACACGACCAACUCCACGACCGGCCAUUCGAGUCGAGCGAACGACGCAUCUGCCAGUCGACCUACGAACCUCGAGACACCCGAUCGAGAAGAGCGAGCUUCUUCAGCGCCACCUCGCGAGACAUCGAGACUAUUCUUCCCCUACAUCAAAGCCGUCCUUGCCUUCGACACGCCGUAUCUGGGAAUCAGCCCUGGGGUUCUGGCGCACGGCGCAGAAGAUCGGUACAAUCAAGGAACAGCCGCUUAUAAAGCAUGGGAUACUGCGAGCCAGAUGUUUGGCUGGAAUUCGCCCAAGAGCGGAGCUUCCACCCCAAUUGCCAAUGCGUCGAGCAAAGGUCUCCCAGCAGCAAAUGGUAGCAGUUCGUCAAGCAACUGGGGCAAAUACGCUCUGUAUGGAGGUGCAGCGGCUGCCAUUGCUGGUGUAGCCGGUGCGGCGUAUUUGAAUUGGAAUCAGAUCAAUCAAGGGCUCACUUGGGCUGGUAGUCACCUGGAAUUUGUUGGAUGUCUGGCCAGAGGUGCCGAGCUGCAAAAGCGAGUAGAGAAGAUCGUUGAUUUACAAAGGACCCACGGAACUGGGUUCGCGAACUUUUAUGGAGCUUUGGGAGAAAAAGUCACUGCGAAAACCAAGUAUGCCGGCAUCUUGGGAGAUGACAGAACGUUUUGUGUUGUGCCUACGGCGACUCGAAAGGCGGAGAGCCCGACUGGAACCAAGAGAGACAGACCUGUCGAGCAACCACCACCAGAUGCUAAAAAGCGCAAGACAGACGCUGGUCUUGAUGAUGAGGCAGCUCAAGCACAGCAAGUCCACGAUUUUGCUGAAGACACAUCCAAGAGCAAAGGUCAUUGGGUCAAGUGUGUCAAUCAGCUGGCUACUGAUGAGUUGAAAGCGCAUACAUCGAUGUUUGCUCCUGAAAGAAACGCGGACUACCCAUAUAUGAUUCCUCGCGCAAGGGAUCAGAUUGUCGAGUGGAUCGACACUGACUGGUAUGAGACUUCCCAUGUGCAGGAGGAACAACCACCGCCACAAGAAGAAGAAAGUACGACUGCCGGAGGUGAGACUGAAGAGCAGCCGUCGUGA
This is a messenger RNA of Zasmidium cellare ATCC 36951, 1437 nucleotides long. RefSeq lists its product as uncharacterized. The record is from RefSeq and is a predicted model, not a curated record. The transcript has 2 exons. NCBI's taxonomy places the organism in Eukaryota, Fungi, Ascomycota, Dothideomycetes, Mycosphaerellales, Mycosphaerellaceae. The coding region runs from base 1 to 1437 and encodes 478 amino acids.